Messenger RNA from Closterium sp. Yama58-4, 1029 nucleotides. NCBI's taxonomy places the organism in Eukaryota, Viridiplantae, Streptophyta, Zygnematophyceae, Desmidiales, Closteriaceae. The record is from the annotation of a GenBank genome assembly.
AUGACGCGGUGCCGCGCGCUGGGCUUCGUUCCGCAACCCGCGGCGGCGACCUACUACGCGCAGCGCACGGUGCCCGGGCAGCUGAUCAUCUCGGAAGCCACUGCGGUUGCGCAGGAAGGAAUUGGGUACCCGAACGUGCCGGGGAUCUACUCGCGAGAGCAGGUGGAGGCGUGGAAGCCGAUUGUGAAGGCCGUGAAGGACAAGGGCGGCGUCUUCUUCUGCCAGCUCUGGCACGGCGGCCGCGCCUCGCACCAGGACUAUCAGCCGGGGGGCGUCCUCCCCAUCGCGCCGUCCGCCAUCCCAAUCACGUCGGGCGACAAGGUGUACACACACACGGGCGCGCACAACUACCCCACGCCGCGCGCCAUGUCUGAAGCUGAUAUCCGCGCCGUGGUGCAGCAGUUCCGUAUCGCGGCGCGCAACGCCAUGGAGGCCGGCUUUGACGGCGUGGAGCUGCACGGUGCUAAUGGUUACAUCUUUGAGCAGUUCCUCAAGGACAGCAGCAACAAGCGCACGGACCGCUACGGCGGGUCCAUCCCCAACCGCGCGCGCUUCCUCGUGGAAGUCGCAUCGGCCGUGGCAGAGGAGAUCGGCCCGCUGCGCCUGGGGGUGCGGCUGUCGCCAUUCGCAGCGCUGCUAUCAGCAGUGGACUCUACCCCGGUGGCCACAUAUGUGCAUGCCACGCAGUGCCUUAAUGACCUUGGAGUGCUGUACCUGCACCUCAUAGAGGCGCGGCUCGACAGAGAAGGGGAGGCUAUAGCUGAUGGGGAGUCCCUUGAGCCGUUUCGCAGGGCCUUCAGCAACACACUCAUCAAAGCAGGCGGACACACGCGCGAGUCCGGAAACGCUGCUAUUGCCAGCGGAGCAGCUGAUUUGAUGGCAUACGGUCGCCUAUUCCUUGGCAAUCCCGACCUGCUACGUCGCUUUGCCCUGGAUGCUCCAUUGAAUCCCUAUGAUAGGGAUACCUUUUACACCUUUGACCAAGAGAAGGGGUACACGGAUUACCCUUUCUUAGAAGAUGAGGCCUAG